Messenger RNA from Galendromus occidentalis (western predatory mite), 2614 nucleotides. RefSeq names its product NF-X1-type zinc finger protein NFXL1. Gene Ontology annotation, cellular component: nucleus. Gene Ontology annotation, molecular function: RNA polymerase II transcription regulatory region sequence-specific DNA binding; DNA-binding transcription factor activity, RNA polymerase II-specific; zinc ion binding. NCBI's taxonomy places the organism in Eukaryota, Metazoa, Arthropoda, Arachnida, Mesostigmata, Phytoseiidae. The transcript is spliced from 3 exons. The record is from RefSeq and is a predicted model, not a curated record. Gene Ontology annotation, biological process: regulation of DNA-templated transcription. Bases 1 to 2565 code for a protein of 854 amino acids.
AUGGUGCGGAAAAAGAAAGUCCAGACAGCCCCUCUGGUCAAUUCACAAGGGAGGGAAAGUUCGCCCGCGCAAGGACAAAAUGCGACGUUUCAAGCCGCGUGCGCUAAAAUACGGGAAAAUACCCAGAGACAUCUGGAGAAGAUGAAGGGUGUUGCCGGUGACGACGAAGAAGCAGCAGAAGACGAGGUGCCUCUCGAAGAAGAAUCCAUACUCAAGAAGAUCUCGGAAGGAUUUUCAGGGAACAGACAAGACACUCAGAAUAUCUUGGAUAACCUCUUAUCGGGUAUCGUCACGUGCCUGAUAUGCAUCGAGAGCGUGCGCCACACUGAAGCUACAUGGAGCUGUCCCCACUGCUUCCAGAUACUCCAUCUGACAUGCGUUGGCAAAUGGGCGAAGGACUCUCUUUUCCUUUUCGGGAAAUCGGGGGACGGAAGCACCGCGGCCACGACUUGGUCGUGUCCGAAUUGCCGAUCUCAGCUGACGAGCAUACCUCAGCAGUACAUGUGUUUCUGUGGCAAGGAAAAGGAUCCCAACUUUGACAAAUGGUUGUGCCCCCAUUCGUGUGGUUCGAUAUGCGCUCGGGCGUUGAAACCAGCUUGCGGCCACACGUGUACCCUUCUAUGUCAUCCUGGUCCGUGUCCUCCGUGCCCGAAGACCGUCCAAGCGGUUUGCUUCUGCAACGCCUCGACAGUCACCCGGCGCUGCUCCCAGAAGGAGUGGUCAUGCAACGGUGUGUGUCGGCGUCCGCUGGCUUGCGGCCUACACGCUUGCCCAGAGCUAUGCCAUCGCGGGGAAUGUUCGCCUUGCAAAGAACAGAGCAUUCGGAAAUGCAAUUGCGGCUCGUCGGAGCGCAGGGCAGAAUGCGCGGCCCUUCCAUGGAAAUGCGAAAAACUCUGCGGGAAGCAGCUCAGUUGUGGCUUGCAUCGAUGCGAAGAUCGGUGUCACCGGCCGAACGAGUGCGGGGUUUGUCCUGGGAGCCGUCCACGCUGCUGUCCAUGCGGUCGGACCAAGUACACGGAGCUCAGCUGCACGCAGACCGCCGUGCCCACAUGCCUGAAUACGUGCGAGAAACUGCUCAGUUGCGGUGAGCAUAGAUGCUGGAACAAAUGCCACGAAGGCGACUGCGAGAAUUGCUUGGAGAUGGUUUUGAAAGCAUGCCGUUGUGGCGCCAAAUCACGGCAGAUGCAGUGUCAGAAAGCAUUUACGUGCGACAAGAAAUGCGGUCGAUCAAAACCGUGCGGCCAUAUUUGCACGAGGAAAUGCUGCCCGCCCGACGAAGAUUGUCCACCGUGCACUAUCGCCUGCAACAAGAAACUGCAUUGUGGUAUCCACAAAUGCCAGAGUCUCUGUCACAGCGGACCUUGCUUCCCGUGUCGCGAUCAGAAGGAAAAGGCUUGCCCCUGCGGCAAGACCUCUCUCCUGUUCCCAUGCGGGACUAAUCUGCAAACCGCGAAAGUGGUGUGCAGGGAGCUCUGUGUCAUGCCGCCGGACUGCCACCACGAGACCAAGGUUCAGCAUCGCUGUCAUCCGGGACGCUGUCCUCCUUGUGCGCUGCCCUGCGCAAGAACCUUGUCCUGUGGCCACACGUGUACUGCGAAAUGCCACAGUGCCGUUCUGGCGAAGAUCCUCCCGAAGGAGAAGCCACGAGGUCCCUGGGAGCCUCAGCCCCAAGCGCGCUGGGAGCUCAUCGCGAAACCGUGUCCUCCGUGCAACGAACUAGUUCGCGUAGACUGCUUCGGUAAGCACGGGGAAACAGAAUGGCCGUGCCAUGCCGCGAGGAUAUCGAGCUGCGGAAAGCCAUGUGGACGCAUUCUGCCGUGUGGCCAACAUGGUUGUACUCUUGAAUGUCAUGUAGUCUCCGACGCUCCGAACGGGCUGGUUUCCGGUUCGAGUUGUGAGCAGUACUGUGGGAAUGGGUGCCAGUCCAAAAGUCGACCGGAAGAGUGCUCACAUCCUUGCGGUAGACCGUGCCAUGCAGGCGAUUGUUCGCCCUGCAAUCAAUACGUCCAGUUCAGAUGCCACUGUGAGAACACGCUUACGGUGAAAUCCUGCAGGGAGUGGUGCGCCAUGACUGAGGAAGAACGUCGUAGCGCUCAACGCUGCCUGCAGCGUUGCGGGAAGAAUCUCGAAUGCGGGCAUCGAUGUUUCCUGAAAUGCCAUCCGGGAGAAUGCGGGGAUCCAAGACAAUGUAGAAAAAUGAUCACUCUAUUCUGCUCUUGUCGGCGAAUCAAACAGGAAGUUUGUUGCGGGGCUAGAGACGCGAAGUCGCAGAAAGUCAAAUGUGAUGAAGAAUGCCGCGCGAUACAGCAGCGACUAAAGCGUCAGGAAGACGAACGCAGAGCCUUUGAAGAGGCAGCCAAGAAGAAGCAGGAAGAAGAACGCAACGCUCUCGAAGUCGAAAGAGUACUCGGAGGACGCAGAACUAAGCGAGGGAAGAAGAAAGACUCGAAUGAUGGCACUGAUUGCACUGCCGGCUUCAAAUUUGACGGAGUGGCUUUAACGGUGGCAGCGACCACAGUAUUAAUUCUUGUCGGGGCUGCUUUCAAAGUGUGGUUCGAUACGUGACUAUAAUCUUCUCCGCACGUCCGUUACCCCUGACGCAUAUUCCCCCCAG